AUGUUCAUGAGUACAGGCCUGGUGUUUUUCCAAGGAGAAGCGCUUCUUUCUUAUCGAAUGUAUCGGUACGACUGUAAAAUCCUGUCGAAAUUUGUUCAUGUUGUAUUUCACGUGUUGGCGAUCGCAUUCUUCACCACUGCUUUCGCUGCUAUUAUCAUAAAUAAAAAUCUGCACGUGAGUCGGAACUUCGUUUCUAUAAUGUUUGUAUGA
Molecule: messenger RNA, 210 nt
Organism: Cooperia oncophora
Lineage: Eukaryota; Metazoa; Nematoda; Chromadorea; Rhabditida; Trichostrongylidae
Source: the annotation of a GenBank genome assembly